Saccostrea echinata is the source of this 1215-nucleotide messenger RNA. RefSeq names its product inner centromere protein A-like. Bases 62 to 907 code for a protein of 281 amino acids. The transcript is spliced from 5 exons. The record is from RefSeq and is a predicted model, not a curated record. NCBI's taxonomy places the organism in Eukaryota, Metazoa, Mollusca, Bivalvia, Ostreida, Ostreidae.
CUUUGUGAAAAAGGGAUUUAAUCUCGAUUCUACAUUUCAAAACGGGAAAUAUUUUUAGAAGAUGGAGGAACUUUUGAAAAAUGAAACGGUCAAGAAAAAAAUUAAGGGGCUUUCCAUUGAAAUACGGAAAGCCUUCAUCGAAUCUCUACUCGAUUUAUUUGAGCAAGAAACGGAAGACAUGAUAGACGCCAUUGAAGAAAGCCGGAUGGAACUUCGGGGAACUAUGCUGGAUUUUGAAGACGAGACCGAGCAAUUAAGGGCAGAGUCUCGAAUGCUUGAACAACGACGAAUUGAAUACGAGAAGCAAGCGGUCGAUAAGUAUCUGGAAAAGAAAGGACGAAAAAGUCAAGGUUCCAGAGCAUCCUCUAGAAUUUCAAUCGUUAACGAAAGAGAUGAUGCUAGAAGUCGAGCAGCUGUGGUGGAUUAUAUCCGGAAAAAGAAAGACAGGACCGGAAGUUCUCUCAGUGUUCAUAGUAACCCAAGCAUUCAUUCCCCUAACAAUGAACGUCCUGUUAGCGUUAUCAGCUCUAGAAGUUUACCCACACCAGUCAUGUCACAGAAAACCAUCGAAGAGGAGACUGACUUGAUAAUGAAGAACAUGGCUGCCGCGGACCAUCAGAUGGAGUAUCAGAGACACCGUCACGCUGAGAUGUUAGAAAAGAGAAGGCAAGAAAGGGCUGUCAAAAAGAAGACCACAGAAGAGAAAGCCUUAGAAUUACUGGAAAAGGCCCUACUAGUGGACAAGCAGCUGGCAGCCAAGAAAGAAAUUCAGAACCGGAAGCUACAGGAACGUUUGGACGAAAUGAAAAGGAAGAAAGAACGAGAUGCUGCCACUUCACGUGCUACAUCAAGAGCAGACGACUUGGGUCAUACGAACGAAGCUUUUGAAGACCUUGAAAAAUACUAAUUUAAUCAAAAAUGAUACCGGCAAAGUGUUCAGUCCGGCAAAAUUCAACAAUUAUUAUCACAAAUUCUGAACUGUUUGGGAUUUGUCUGAUAGGUCCCAACAUAACAGAGUUACCUCAAAAAUUGACUAAACAGUUUAUGAUCGACUGUGAUAAAGAAAUAAGAAAAUUUGCAAAUCUACAUGUGAUUUUUUUUAAUACAUGUAAUAUGUUUUAAGAUGCAAUUAGUAGAAAUAGUAUAUUUUCCUAUGACUGAUUGCAAUAUUUUCUUUUUAAAAUGGAAAAUAUUCGAGACAUAAACAUCAUUUCU